AUGGAGAACCUUCUCUGUCCUCUGAAAAGCGCCAUUGCUACAUGGCAGUGCUCCAGUCUUCGCUGGGUGAUUGAGACCAUCUUUGGCAUCGUGUGUGGAGCACUGCUCUUCCUUGUGUUAGUCCUCUUAUUGGAGAGAGAUCAAUCCUCACCACCACCUAGGGAACAUAAAAACAUCAAAAAGCGUUCAGUAAAGCCAAGAAGGAGAAGUUGCAGGAAGAAACGUGGAGCUUUGAAAGCCUGCAGAGAGUGCCUGCAAGACCUGGAAAAGGCUCGGGGCCUAAUUAAUCUUCUCGGAAGCCACCUGGGGAGGCCCCCUGAACAGGGCGGCUUUGGUCAGCGCUCCUGUAAAGACCCCUCUGGUGAGGUCUGCGAAGCUGCGCCUGCUGGAGCCAACGGGCCCUGCGGGGCGACUGUGGAAGAUGCUGCUCCCACCAUGUCCCCCUCGGCCUCUCUGGCUCCUGUGACUGAGUGCCCGUCCCCUCCGGCCUCCACCUUGUCACCAGGACCGACCACCUGCUCUGUCCCCCUUCAUUCCCACUCACCCCCGAGUGCCUCUCGGACACCAGAGCCUUUUCUUUUGCUGGAUGACCUUUCACCCCAGCCACUUGCACUUUCCUGUUCCCCUUCACUUCCCCCUGAUUCAGGGGCCCACCCUCCACCUCCCACAGCCUCCUCUGCCUCACCACCACCAGCCUCCACUCUGACUCUUCCCCAGUGUGACUCAGUGGCACUGACACUGGGCCCCGUCCCGCAGAGCUCAUGUGCACACACACCUCGGUCGGCUUCUCCCACCCCAGCCGUCUCAGGCGUUGGCCACUCAAGCGGUCCCAUUUCAGCCCUGUCCUGGUGGCAGGCAGCUACCAAAACCUUGUGCCUCUCAGCUUCAUCACAGUACAAGUCCCAGCAAGAGCGCCUGUCCCACCAACCAGCAAGACCACCUGUCCCAUCACCCACCACCCGGCAAGAGCACCUGUGCCACCUGCCACCAGAGGCCUCGUUCCAGGAAGGCCCCACAGACAGACAGACAGAGGCUGAUGAGCAGAGUCUCCUGGAGAUACAUAUCACAAAGAUAACCAAUGUAAAGAUUUUGAAAAAAAAUGAAAAAGAUACAUUAUAUCCAAAACAAAUGAAGCCAAACUACCACCUGCGCUCUCUGGGGAAUACGUCGACAUCACUGGGUGCUGAGCAGGACACCACCACCCCCCAACCCUUCUGGAUCAGGAAGGAUGAACAGGAACAAGUGCAUAGGCCUCUGCAGCUCUGUCGCCAGCUUUUUUGGGGUCUCCCCUCACUGCACAGCGAAUCCCUGGAGGCUACGGGCUGGACAUCUAAGAGCUCUUCUACAUUACAGCCUCCACCUUUCUCAUUCAAUAGCAUCUCCAGUGCCUGCCCAGUUCAACUGCAGGCCACAGUCUCUCCACUGCUUUCCCACCCCCAGCCCAUGCCUCCCUUGGCGUUCCCAUCUCCACCCUUGCUUCCAACCGUCCCUCAAUUACCACCCCCACCUCUGGCUCAGGUCCAGCCCCGAUGCUCUCUACCAGCCCUACCACCUUCUUCUCCACCUCAGAUUGGAAGCUGUGGAGUGUCAUGCCCGACAGCCCGGAAUGAGACACAAUUUUUAAUCUCAAUUGAGAUUCCACACCCAGAAAGGCCCUCGUUGCAGAAGCAAGUAGAAAGCGGGUGGGAUUUAUCCUCUGUAGUCAAAACGUCUCAGGAAGUCUUCAGUGUCUUCACUUCCAGCUGUCCCAAGGACAGCAUCCUUCCUGAGAAUUUUCCUAUCAAUCCUGAGCCCCGGAAGCAACUGGAGCCACAUCUGCAAAACUGGCAUAUGCAACACAGCUGGGAGCUGUCCCCCAAAAUCCAAGAACCUCCCAAACCAGGGCAACAGCAGAGCGAAUUACCAGACACAUGUCAGGCAGAGGACAAGCAUGAGUCCUCACGGCCCUCUUCACACACAGGUGAAAGCAGCAACGACACACAGAACGUGGGGCUCCAGCUAAGGCACGUCACAGGGAAGAUCUCAAAAGAUCUCUCCAGAGGCUCAGAAAGCUACCUAGUGACGUUUCAGAGGGUAGACUCUGAGGAGUCAGAAAGUGACGUGAUGCUUUUCAGAAGGGACUCCGGAAGUGAUGUACUGAGGAACUUAGACAAAAAUCUAGAAAACACGCUAAAAGGCCACUCGGUCAGCAAGUUGGGACAGAGGAGCAAGAGCCUGAUGAGUGUGCAUGGACGCUGGCUUGAUGUCAGCCACUGUUCUGCCAAGGCUGACACUCACAUGGAAACCAAAAAUCUGGGGAUUUUAAAGGAUUGGGAACCCUGCAUGAAUGCCUCUCAUGGGGUGCUCUUUCUCGAUACUGACGUUCAAAAGGUGCUAGAAGCACAUAUUACAAAGUUUUGGGUGAAGCACAGGUGGGGCCUGCCCCUCAAGGUCCUCAAGCCCAUGCAUCUCAUUAAGUUGAAAAGGGCUCAGACCUCGCCCAUUCCACACUCAUCUACCUGUGUAUCUGGGGCCUUCUCAAUAGUCAAAUUUGUUGAGUUCCCGGGAAAACCAUCUCAGGCCUGUCCAGUAGAGAAAAUGAAAACAGACGACUCGGUUCCCACCCUGGCAAGGUCUCUCCUUGCCCCCUCACGUGUGUGUGAGGACAUGCAGAGUGCUCUGGGAGGGACCCCACCUGGUGUUGGCCAUGGCCCUUCAAAGGCCUCUCUGACUAGACAGGAGGGUAGGCCACCAUCUCAGUCUGUCUCACUCACCUGGAAGAGUAAGACUAUGGAGUGGGCUGAGCAGGAUAGUCUAGAUCUCAGUCCAGGUUCAGCCAUGGCCAGGAAUGAUCCAAGAGGAAAGGGCAGGGGUGGGGUCUCACAAGAGGCCUUCAAUGGGGUAGCAAUGCAGGUGAUGAACUUAAUAUCCCAAUCUUUGAGGGCCAAAGAGGUCAAGGAGACAAUGGAGGCCAGUGUGUCCCCUGCUCUUCAACCAGAGUUGGGAACCAAUGUACAGACAAUAUCCCAAAACAUCAAUGCAUAUUUGAAGAGUGUAGAAUCUCCAGGGACCAGUAAUGACUCCCUAGUCCCUAGAACAUCUUUUCUCCAAGAACGAGGAGAGCCAUGCCUUAACAAAGAGGUCAUUAAUGAACUUAAGUCUAAAGUGCAGGUACCGUCAAAGAACCAACCUCAAGACAGUCCCACACACAUGCCCCUUGCUGCAGACAAGGUGCACCAUCGCCACUCCCAGAGAGUGCCCCCUGGAGUCAGGCCAGCGUCCCAUGUGUUAUGUGGCCUUAAGACACCCCAACGGAGCACCCAAGGGAAGCAGGAAUCCAGAAUAUAUAUGCAGGACUCGUGGAAGAACCAAAGACAAAUGUUCACCUCUACCUACAAGAGAGAGGACAUUCCAGGAAAGCAUGCAGAAGGGCCAGAAGAAUUGGGGACCUUUCAAGCCAUGCAAAUGAGCCCCUCAGCCAAGGCUAGUGAAACAGUAGACUCUGUUGAGAGGCAAUACCCUUAUCUGGGGCCAGAGAAGAAACAGGGUCCUCCAGAAAGUUUCUUCAGACAAAGAAUGAAGCUCUUUUUUCAGGGGAUUUUCCCCAAUAAAAAACCCAAAGGUCAGGAUGCUCUGCUAGACUACAAACUCAAUUCAGCUACCGUCCAGAACGAAGGACCAGGCAAAAGCAUAUCAGUUAUGGGAAGCAAGAUCCCUGAGGCUCAGACACUCAUAACAACUGUAGGGCAGAUUCUCGAGGAGAAAAUUCACCAGGGACUUGGUACCACAGCACUAAAUGAGCACAAACAGGAACCCAAAACCCCAGUGUGUAGGUAUGUUUGCUACAGCAGGCUUCCUUUCUGCGAGAAAGGGGGAGCGAUGAGUCACACAGCCUGCAGGCACCAGGCCAACUCCAAUCAGAGUUGUUCCCCUAGGAAAGGGCAAGUCAGACACACAGAGUGCUUGAAAAGCAACAAAUUCAAUGAUGAGCUCUUGGGCCUGAGUCGCCCCACAUUCCUGGCCUCCAAGACAUGUUUGUCUUCAGUGAGAUCCUGCCAGCAUGGGCCAAAGGGGCCAGGUGCCCUGGGCCACCAUCAGCACUGCCCGAGGCACUGUCUUUUUCCAGUGGGUGUCUUGUCUGGUCGACCAUAA
Molecule: messenger RNA, 4131 nt
Organism: Pipistrellus nathusii (Nathusius's pipistrelle)
Lineage: Eukaryota; Metazoa; Chordata; Mammalia; Chiroptera; Vespertilionidae
Source: the annotation of a GenBank genome assembly